AUUUAAGGCCUAAAGCCGGUAGAUGAGGUGUUGACUUUCUUGGGUAGAUGAUUUGUCCACCUCUGGCCGCUAACAUGUCUAGCUGUGAAGUUCAAGAGAGGAUGAAAAUGUUUAAGAACAAAGGCAAAAAUACUGAACUGAGAAGACAACAGAGAUUGGAAGUCAAUGUACAACUUCGGAAGGCCAAAAAAGAGGAACAGAUUCUGAAAAAAAGAAACAUCUCUGAUUUCCCCCUCAUGGCAACCCCUGAAAUGGCAACCUCAAAAACUGGUGUUCAUCUCACACUGGAGGACAUAGUGGAAGGUGUGAAAAGCAAUGACCCUGAGUUUCACUUGCAGGCCACCCAGGCAGCCAGGAGAAUGUUGUCCCGAGAGAAGAACCCCCCUUUAAAUCAGAUCAUUGAAACUGGAAUCAUUCCUAAAAUGGUGACAUUUCUGGACUCCUCUUGCAGCCCGAGCUUACAGUUCGAGGCAGCUUGGGCACUAACUAACAUUGCUUCAGGGACCUCAGAACAGACCAAGGCAGUAGUAGACGGAGGCGCCGUACCAGCCUUCAUUGGACUCCUGUCUUCCCCCUUCAUGCAUAUCAGUGAGCAGGCAGUCUGGGCCCUGGGAAACAUAGCAGGCGAUGGGCCCACACACAGAGAUUCCCUUAUCUACUCCGAUGUCCUACCUCCUCUGUUGUCCCUGGUGUCACCUACUACUCCCAUAGGAUUUCUUCGCAACAUCACCUGGACGUUGUCCAAUCUCUGCCGGAACAAGAACCCAUACCCAAGUAUGAAGGCGGUGAAACAGAUCCUACCCGUUCUCCUCCAGCUGCUGCAACAUAAGGACAAGGAAAUUCUCUCCGACACCUGUUGGGCUUUGUCAUACCUAACCGAAGGAUCCAACGACCGGAUCAACCACGUUGUACAGACUGGGGUUCUCCCGAGGGUCAUUGAACUCAUGGCCAGUCCAGAACUGAAUAUCCUGACUCCUGCUCUUCGUACUAUUGGAAAUGUUGUCACGGGAACGGAUGACCAGACCCAGAUGGCAAUCGAUGCAGGCGUGUUGACCAUUCUGCCCAAGCUACUGAGCCACUCCAAGUCAGCGAUCCAGAAGGAGGCAGCAUGGGCUCUCAGUAAUAUUGCAGCAGGACCUGGACCACAGAUCCAGCAGCUGAUUACCUGUGGGCUGUUGCCUCCAUUGGUUGCCUUGCUCAAGAAGGGAGAAUUUAAGGCUCAGAAGGAGGCCGUCUGGACGGUGGCUAACUUCUCAACAGGGGGAACAGUGGACCAGGUGGUCUACCUUGUCCAGUCUGGAGUCCUGGAGCCUCUGUUGAAUCUACUCACUGUAAGAGACAGUAAAAUCCUCCUGAUCAUCCUCGACACCCUCUCUAACUUCUUCCAGGCAGCAGAGAAGCUGGGGGAGACGGAAAAACUGUGCUUCCUGGUAGAAGAACUUGGUGGCUUGGAUAAGAUUGAGGCACUUCAAGCCCAUGACAACCAUCUAGUUUAUCGAGCUGCCUUGAAGAUCAUUGAGACAUACUUCUCCGAGGAUGAAGGACAUCACUCUGAACCAGAAGCAGAUCAAGAGAAUAUUUUUGAGUUUCCCAUGUAAGAGAAGAGGAACAAAGACUACAUUCUAAAGUUCUAGACUAAAUCCUUAAAGGAAGCACUACUUGGUGAAUGGAAACACUUUCUAUUUUUACUUAUGCCACAGUGGAAA
Tachyglossus aculeatus (Australian echidna) is the source of this 1706-nucleotide messenger RNA. It is a transcript of the gene KPNA7, whose product is annotated as karyopherin subunit alpha 7. Gene Ontology annotation, cellular component: cytoplasm; nucleus. The record is from RefSeq and is a predicted model, not a curated record. The transcript is spliced from 11 exons. Gene Ontology annotation, biological process: NLS-bearing protein import into nucleus. Gene Ontology annotation, molecular function: protein binding; nuclear import signal receptor activity. NCBI's taxonomy places the organism in Eukaryota, Metazoa, Chordata, Mammalia, Monotremata, Tachyglossidae. The coding region runs from base 48 to 1598 and encodes 516 amino acids.